AAGAUUCUCACAAAAGAUGGGUGGUUCAAGACUGGUAAUCUAGACAGCAUCAAUGAAGAAGGUUAUAUCUAUAUCAAAGACAGGAUUAAAGACAUCAACAUUCAUGGUGGAGAGAACAUCAUAAUAAAGAAGGGUGUGAAGGACUCUACUUCUGUAGAGAAUGCCUUGUACACUGUGCCAGGCAUGUUGGAGGCAGCAGCAGUGAGCAUACCUGAUGAGAGACUGAAAGAGUUGGUGACCACACUGAUCACUAUCAAGCUCAAAUAUCAUAGACAGAUUGAUGAGAAUAAACUUUUGGCUGUUACAGAAAAACUGUAUGGGUGUCUUUUGUUUCUUGUUCAGAUCAAGUAUAUGAGACUAACACAUAGAUAG
Messenger RNA from Guyanagaster necrorhizus, 372 nucleotides. RefSeq lists its product as uncharacterized. The transcript is spliced from 2 exons. NCBI's taxonomy places the organism in Eukaryota, Fungi, Basidiomycota, Agaricomycetes, Agaricales, Physalacriaceae. The record is from RefSeq and is a predicted model, not a curated record. The annotation marks the transcript as partial.